Molecule: messenger RNA, 1710 nt
Organism: Sesamum indicum (sesame)
Lineage: Eukaryota; Viridiplantae; Streptophyta; Magnoliopsida; Lamiales; Pedaliaceae
Product: protein DETOXIFICATION 12
Biological process (GO): xenobiotic detoxification by transmembrane export across the plasma membrane
Cellular component (GO): membrane
Molecular function (GO): antiporter activity; xenobiotic transmembrane transporter activity
Source: RefSeq, a predicted model, not a curated record
CCUCCAAGUCCAAGGUAUAUACACUAUAAUAAGGACCAUGAAACAGACAACCCUUUACUCCUGCAGAUGCAAUAGAGAUUCUUGUGAGAGAGAAGAGAGAGAGAGAUGGAGGAGGGUUUGUUGUUGAAGGAAAGGGUAUCAGAAAGGAGAGUGAGAUGGGGAGAGAUUGGGGAGGAGAUGAAGAGGUUGGGUUAUUUAGCAGGACCUAUGGUAGCUGUCACUUUAUCACACUACUUGCUGCAAGUUAUAUCAUUGAUGAUGGUUGGUCAUUUAGGUGAACUCUCUCUUUCCAGCACUGCCAUAGCCAUCUCUCUUGCUGGUGUUACUGGUUUUAGCCUCCUCUUAGGUAUGGCAGGUGCACUGGAAACGAUCAGUGGACAGGCUUUUGGUGCUCAACAAUACGAAAAACUUGGAACUCAAACUUACACUGCCAUUUUCUCUCUGAUCAUUGUUUGCAUUCCUUUGUCCGUCUUGUGGACAAAUAUGGGAACCUUACUCAAAUUUGUUGGCCAAGAUCCUCAGAUUUCACAUGAAGCUGGAAAAUUCAUGAUGUGGCUUGUUCCUGCUCUCUUCGGCUAUGCAGUUCUUCAACCACUUAUUCGGUACUAUCAAAUGCAAAGCUUGAUUCUUCCCAUGCUGAUAAGCUCGUGUGUCACCCUUUGUUUCCAUGUGCCAGUUUGUUGGGCACUCGUUUUUAAGUCUGGAUUAGAGAAUCUUGGAGGUGCUGUUGCCAUGAGUCUUUCGAUGUGGUUGAACGUGACAAUCCUGAGUUUAUACAUGAAGUACUCCCAGGCAUGCGCAAAAACGCGUUCUCAAAUUUCAAUGAAGAUAUUCGAAGGAAUAAAAGAAUUUUUCCGCUUUGCAAUUCCUUCUGCUGUAAUGAUUUGUCUUGAAUGGUGGUCAUUUGAGCUACUUAUCUUGCUGUCGGGGAUUUUACCAAAUCCUCAGCUUGAAACCUCAGUGCUGUCCGUGUGCCUAAACACCAUAGCUACACUUUAUGCAAUACCAUAUGGACUGGCUUCUGCAGCAAGCACAAGAAUUUCAAAUGAGCUAGGAGCUGGGAGACCAGAGGAAGCUCGUACAUCAGUCAUCGCUCUAAUGCUUAUUGCAGCUGUAAAUGCAAUAAUCGUGAGCACGGGCGUCUUUGCCAGCCAGAAUGUUUUUGGAUACAUUUUCAGCAAUGAGAAAGAAGUCGUGGACUACGUAACAAAGAUGGCUCCUCUUGUUUGUCUAUCUGUUAUAGUGGACAGUCUCCAAGGGGCCCUUUCAGGCGUUGCCAGGGGCUGCGGGUGGCAGCACAUUGGGGCCUAUAUCAAUCUUGCAGCAUUUUAUCUUUUCGGAAUUCCAAUUGCAGCUACGUUGGCUUUCUGGUUGGAUUUUAGAGGAAAAGGUCUAUGGAUUGGAAUACUCUCUGGUGCAACUUUGCAGACGAUCAUGCUUUCCAUUAUAACGAGCUGCACAAACUGGGAAAAACAGGCAGCUAAGGCAAGGGAGAGGUUAUUUGAGGAGAAGUCUUCAUUUGAUGAUAGGCUUACUUGAGCAAAUGAUGAGGCUAUUGCUGUACCAAGGAAUUCCUUUGCGUCAACAUUUUAGUUCUACUAGACCGAAAGAAAUUACUCUUCGACAUUGAAAUUUCAAUACAUAUUUUACUCAUAUUCUAUGUCAAACUCUUUUAUCUCGAUACAACUUUUUAAUUCAUUUUUAAAGACA